Messenger RNA from Letharia columbiana, 258 nucleotides. RefSeq lists its product as uncharacterized. The transcript has a single exon. Bases 1 to 258 code for a protein of 85 amino acids. The record is from RefSeq and is a predicted model, not a curated record. NCBI's taxonomy places the organism in Eukaryota, Fungi, Ascomycota, Lecanoromycetes, Lecanorales, Parmeliaceae.
AUGUCUCCCAACUCCUACAUUGCCCCAGGAAAAAAAGACUUUGCACCAAGAAUGUACACACCUAGUAGGCUCAUCAAGAAACAAGAUCUUUGGGGCGGUGAUGAGCUGACUGGCAAUCGAAAGCCGUCGCUUCUGCCCGCCGGAUAUGCCCUUGCGGAUGGGUGUGCCAACAAUGGUGUGAGCUUGAUUUUGCAACCCGAACGCAAACAGGAGCUGGUCAACGCGCCGCCUUCGCUCAUGACCUGGGAUUGUGCUUGA